CCGGCAGAGAGGGAAGCAGAGAUGAGCGGCGGAGCGUAUGCUACACCGACAGACUCCCCCCAUGACGCCAGCGGGCUUUAACUAUGAACAUCUAACAGAUUACAUCCGCUGUGCUCAGCUUUCAUUUUUUAUUUUUCUUUGACUGAUUCUUGAAGUCAUCUGAACAGGAUGGGAGAUGAGACUCGUGGUGAAACAGAGCUCUGCGCCUGAUUCAAAGCAGUCCGCCAGCGUUCAGCGGUGCGUCGAGGUUGUCCGGAACACGGAGCGCACUGCUCAGAGCCGCACCAGCUCAACUGUGAACUGAAGACAAUUGCUUCUCUCUUGCUAAAGCACAUUCAUUUCUGCUGGAUUCUGGUCUAAAGGAAGACGCAAUGAGGGCUCUCUCAGCAAACUUGUUCGCCCUGCUCUUAGUGUGCGCCCUUGCAAGUGUUUUUUAUGUGUGGAGCGCGCUGGAGAACCACUUGGAGCGACACAAACGGGACUUCUCAGUCCCGGGCAGGGGGUCCUUUCAUCAAGGUCCUUCAGAGGACCUUUCUGCCAAAACUUUUCGAGCGCUGCUUGCUGUUCCAGCUGCACAAAGGCAUAACUCGGGGGCCAGAUCGGAGGGUCAAAACCUCACCAAUACUUCUGCCUUCAUGGGAACUCGGGAUUAUCAUGUGAAUGGGGAUGAUGAGAGGUCGGCGCAACGGGAGGAUCCGGUCAAGUUAGGCUCCCCAGUGGAUGAUAGAAUAUUCUGGAGCGACUGGCUGGAAGAUCUCCUCCCUGUGAGAUUCACGGAGGGAUACGCUGAGGUUUGGAGGAACAAGGCAAGGGCAUCACCGGUGGUGAAGCUGGAGCCUGGAUGCGGCAGGAUAUCCAAUCAGCUGGCCACGUUUUCCGACGGGACUAAAGCCUGUGUGCGCUACGGGAUCAACGCGGACCAGGUGCAGGGCGAAACUCUGACAUAUUACCUGGCAAGUUUGCUGGGCAUCACAAAUCUGCCUCCGCUUGUACUGUCCCAUAUCAGCGACAGUGCGCAAUGGGCAGCUGUGAGAACACGGAUAAAUGAUUUACAGUGGAGUGAUCGGGCUGUUGUGUCUCUCACAGAGUGGAUCUCCAACCUGACCGGAGUGGUCACACCUGCGCCCCUCAGACAAGAGAGUAGUGGGCUGCAUCCUGCGCUCAAGUGGCUCGAGAACAAAACUACGGCGGGGCUGUUGGAGCUGAUGCAGUGGAGCGACCUGAUUGUGUUCGACUACCUGACUGCGAACUUCGACAGACUCGUCAGCAAUCUGUUUAGCCUGCAGUGGGACCCGCAUGUGAUGGAGAGAGACACGAACAACCUCCUGAAAACGCCCUACGGGGACCUGGUGUUCAUAGACAAUGAAGCUGGACUUGUGCACGGCUUUCGGGUGUUGAACAUGUGGGAGAAAUAUCACCAUUCAGUCUUGAGUUCUGUGUGCGUGUUUAGGAAAAGGACCACGCAGCGCGUGGCGGAGCUGCACAGGCACAGAGACUCCAGGCGAAGGCUGCUGGAGCUUUACAGAGACAGCGAACCUUUGUCUCAGGAACUAGGGUUUCUCUCAGACGAGCACGCUGCUGUUCUCCAGGACAGGAUAGACCGAUUGUACAAACACAUCCUGCACUGCAAAGGAAAAUACAGUCAGCUGUGAACAGUCAGACAGGUGAUAGAUAGGUAUGGCAAGCCACUGAUGCCAAAAAUAUCUGCAUUUCUCAUAAGUCAGGCCACAAUAAAAUCUGAAAACCCUUCCAAAAAAACAUAUUUGAGUGGCGUUUUGAAUGCCUUCUUCUAAACCGUUUUUUUUUUUUUUCAGGUAACAGGAUUUUAUUUUAUAUCAGGGAGCUGAUCUUAAUGAAGUUGUCCCCCACAAACUUCAAAUUUAACAAAAGCGGUGCUAAACUUAUGUGUUCAACCCGAUAUAAAUAUUAAAAGUUUACAGAGAUCAGCAGAUGUCCCCCAAAACAUUAUCUAAAUCAAUGAACGUUGGUGUCAACAGUUGUGCUACGUUUGUGCUGCUUUUGUUAUAAAGAAAAUCAUAACUUUCAUUAAUGUAUUUAUAACCGAAGCAACUGCUGUAAUGAAGACAUAAGUGGUGGGAAAAAGGUUGUUUAAUGACCAGAUAGAUCACUGAUAGAUCAAUGACUGGAAAAAAACAUACAGAAAAUAUGGUGUUCUGGUGGCGGUUUUGCAAACUUUUAUGAUGUCCUGUUAUUAAACAUUGAGUUUUGCAUAAUUUCUUCACCUGAGAGGUGGGGAAUGGCAAGCCAUUGUUUGGCCCUAAUGGAAUGCCACAGCUUGUUUGCACGGUAUGAUGAGCUUUGCAAAAUUAAUGGUUGUUACGCUGAUUUGAAUAUCCAACUGAACUACCUCUUGUAAAUAAAAUGUGUUGCCUACUUUAAAUAUAAGUCAAGUUUGAAAAAAAUGUUCAUAAGCUUCUCGCUGAGAUUGCUAUGCCUCUAAGAGAGGAGGUAAUAUGGCCAAUUUAAGUUAUUUAUUUUUCUUAAUUUGCCGAACAUUUGCUCACCUGAAUACGAACAAAUGUAAAGAUUAUAUGCUGUAGACCUGUUUGUGACUAGAGUACCAUAAUACAGUCCUUUAAAGAGAUAGCUCAUAUGUUUUACAUUGAUGUUCUGUUUAAAGCUUAUAAGCAGGUAAUAUCUUAGAUGUAAUAGAUAACUUUUUACUGUCUUCAAUUUGCAAAAAUAACAAUUUGUAUUUUCUGGAUGUUGAAGCUAUAAUGGAUACUUAGAGAAGAGCCAAGAUCAAAGUGGAAUAGUACUGUUUUAAAAAACUCAACUCUCAAAAAUGUCAUUGUAGAAUAUGCAAACUCUCUUUUAUGAACAUUUUAAUUGCAUUAAUGUCUGCAUGGGGCAGUUAUUAAGAUGAAAGCUGAUGAUUCUUUACACUUGAAAUGGAGCUUAGAGGACGUGCACUUCCCCAUCAAAUGCAUGCUGAGAAUAAAGCAUGUUACAGUUUUUCUGUCAGAGUAACUAUCUGAUAGAUAAGAAUGUUGAAUGUUUUUGAUGACGAGGGAAAACGAGUUCAUUUGAUUUGUAGGUUUCAUUCACAUAAGUGAAAGUGCUUUACAGGAAAAUAAAGGAACAAAGGUAAAGGUAAAAUCUACAUUAAAACCAGAAAUUAUAUGAAAUAACAUAAUAGUAAUCUUAUCCACUGAUAACAAAAGGAUGCUUACUCAGUGACUGUGGGCAUCUGUGUAGUGAAACAGAAAACUAAACUUGUGUGUAAUGAGCAUACGUAUGUUUGGAUGGGUUGUACUGGAAUUCUAAUUUCCCCUCGGGGAUCAAUAAAGUAACUUUGAAUUGAAUUGAAUUGAAUUGAAAGAGAAAUUGUUAUACUCCAUAAUCUGAGCCUAGGAGAGCAUAUAUAGCUGUUUAGUUAAAGUGGCAUAAAAUGGAGCCUUGAGGAACUCACAUUAUCUUUGUUCAUUCAGAAAUAUAAUUACCAAAUAACGCAAAGUUGUCCCGCUCUGCCAAGUAAGAUUGAACCAACAUUAAGGCAUUAGUUUCUUUUGGCUCCUCUCUGACUUGUUUCAUAAAGAAAAUUGAGACACUAUAAAAGUUUCAUACUGCACAUAGGAUAUUACCUGCUUAUGAACUUUUACCCAAACAUCACUUAAAAAAAUCUAAACUGUCCCUUUAUUGCCUGUUUGAAUUGUCGCCUUGUCUUCAAAUAUCCAAGUGACAUAUGCCUUAACCUAUGUUGAUUCUUCUACAGUAUUGUACUUCUGUUGACAUCUAGUUCUCAUUUUAUAGACCGUAAUUUGCACACACUGUAAUAAAUAGCUGCACUCUUGUUAAUGUGUUUUAAAAUUCAGCCUUAAAACUUACAGGUGUGUCAUAUCUAUUGUGCAUUUGCUAUGUAUGUUGUAAAUAAUGUCUGGCAACAGGUUUUGAUGCUAAACUGAUUCAAUGUGCAAUGUAACAUUCCAAAAUUGUGUCCUUUUUUUGAGAAAAAAAAAUACACGAAACUUAUUUUACACAGUGUAUUUUGUACACAAAAUGUAUCCAAAGGCAUUAAAACCAGUGUUGUUCUA
Messenger RNA from Girardinichthys multiradiatus, 4055 nucleotides. RefSeq names its product four-jointed box kinase 1 (gene fjx1). Lineage: Eukaryota; Metazoa; Chordata; Actinopteri; Cyprinodontiformes; Goodeidae. The transcript has a single exon. The record is from RefSeq and is a predicted model, not a curated record. Gene Ontology annotation, biological process: cell-cell signaling. The coding region runs from base 372 to 1652 and encodes 426 amino acids.